CAAGAAUCUUUUUAUUUCUUCUCUCCACGCUCUUCUCUCGCAGUCGAUCUGCUCCACGCUCGUUUUGGCGGGACCCGCGCGUCUCUCUGCUUCCUUCCUUUGUUCCUUUCCUCCCCAUCCACGUGUGUUUCUCUUCGCAACUUCCCUCCCUGCCCAAGUCUUUUCCUCUCUUGUUCUCUUUAUCUUUGUCGUUCUCGUUCCUUCUCUCUUUGUCUCGUCGCGCUUGCUCCUCCAAAACAGCGCGCUCUGCUGACACACCGCCCAUCUUUUCCUGCCAUCGCUGCCUCCGUGAGGAACCUCCAGUGAGAAACAGAGUUCGUCCAAGUCCACGCUUCUGGUCUCGUCCUCGAAUUCUCCUCCUUCUCUCUCGAGAGGUCUGUCGCUUUCUUUUCUUCCCUAGAGCUCGGACGCUAGCUCUUUCUCUUCUCUCGUCUUUUUCUCCAGCCCUGUCUCUGUCUCCUUCCUUGACCUCUUCUGCGUGCUCUUUUCCGUCUACCUGCCCUGCGUCCUCCUCUGCUCCGCUUGUCUCUCUCUUUCUCUCUAUCUUUCUCUCUUUCUGCGUCUCUCUCGCCGUUCACUCUCGGUCGCAAGUGUCCAGUGUCUCUGAUGAAGAAGAAGAAGACAGGGUCGGGGCGCGCCGCGGCGUCGACGCGCGCGUUGCUUUCUGCGGGGGGGAAGCAAGGCUCUCGCGCAGUCGUGGCGCUGACCGCUGAGACGCAGCGCGUUCUUCUCCGCGAACGGACAGGCUCCAGCUCGAGACGCAUCGUCGUCUCUCCAGGGACAAAGACGGCGCUCCUCGCUGUGGCGCCUGCCGAGCAGACCGCGGAGACAGUUGAGGCGCGGAAGGCUCGCCUUCUGGGCAUGUCUCUCGACGCCCUGAUUCGCGACGAAGCGAGAGAAAAGCAGACUCCCCUGCUCCCGGUCCCCCCUCGGCACAACACCCCAGGGCCUCUGCGCCUCGCACAGGCCCGAAGUGUCUCCUUGAGACCCGCGGAGAAGGCCCAAGGCUCUUCGGGCGCCACGGACGCGAAGGGAGGCGGCGCUGCGGGGCGGCUGUUUCGACAAGCGAUUGGGCGCGGCGGGGAGUCUGCUGGCGAGCGGGAGGGAGACGCCGGGAGCGGCCGAGGCGGCGGAGACAACGCGGGGCGCCUGCGGGUGGCAGGUGUCUCCGCGACGCGGGACGCAGGCCCGCGGGGGGUCGAGAGAGCGCCGCCGCCUGGGGCGUCCGGGGAAUCCUCUCGCCGGACGAGCAUCGAAGAAGGACUUGUCUCUGACGAAGAUGGACUGGAGCGUCCGAGACACACGCCGCGGUGCUCCAGAAAGCUCACCGCGCCGAAGGAGACACCCCUCUUGAACGGCGGCUGGACCUCUGGGCGCGUCUGUCUCUCGCCCGCGGUCGGAACUCAGCGCGUGAAGCUGGUGGGCCGCGACGAGAUCGACGAGGAAGCUGGGCAAGGCCCGACGCAGGACGAGGGCCCCCGGAAAGUCGUCUUGACCGACGGGGCGAGGGAAGUCAUGCAGAGUUGCCGAAGUGGAAGAGUUCGACUUCAAGGAGAAGAGGAAGAGGAGGGAGAAGAGGAAGAAGGAGAAGAGGGAGAAGGACAGAGAGUGCCGGAAGGGAUCGAAGGAAAGUCGCAGAGAGCAGUUGAGAGGGAGACUGGCGCGAAGACGGAGAAAGAAGUGAGACACUCGCGGGAGGCCGAGACGCGGGCAGCACGCGCAUGUCUUCAGACUGCAGCGAAAGCCGCCGCGUUGUCUUCUGCGUCUCCUGCCUUCCCGCGGAGUGCGAACGCGCGCCAGGCGACAGCGGAGCGCCAUCCCGCGGGCCUCGGCCCCGACGCCCAGAGACCAGGCUCCACGUCGCGAACUGUUGCCUGCCGAGAAACGGAGACAGGCCUCAAACAAGGACUCAAAGAAGGACUCAAACAAGGACUCAAACAAGGACUCAAAGAAGGCCCCAAACAAGGCCCCAAACGAAGCCCCACACAGGUGCCUAAGGGCCCCGAGCAGACCCGUUCAGGCUCUGCGUCUCCGCGGGGUCCGCGCGGCGUGGAAGGCCCUCAGCCAGAGGGAGACAGUGGGGAGCGUCGGGGAGACACUUCGGCUGCAGUCGCGAGGGGCGGCGAGUCCGCGCAUGCAGUUGCUGCGGAGAUGCGGAGAGACGAAAGAACGCCGGGCCCCGCAGGGCGCGUCACGUUGCCGGCGGAGGGCGAAGGCCCGCGGCGAGUCGUGAGGCGCGAGUCUGGGGCAAAGACGCGAGGAGACACGCCUGGGUGCGCGCCGCGGGCAGCUGAGCAAGACGCGGUCGGGCCAGCGCUGCAAGCGAGCCGGGGCGAGGGGAUCAGGCGAGGAAGAAGUCUUUCUGAAGAAGGCUCGCGAGGGCGACCCGCGGCCGGCAAGACUCGCCGUAGGUCGCCGUCGGUCUCCGAGGAGGCGUCGCGACGCGCGAGAGAGGGAGCGCAAAUCCGCAGAGACCAACCGGGAGAUUAUCGGAGACAGGAGAGAAGCUCGAGGGCGAGAAGUCGAAGCGUGGAGGCUGCGCAGACAGGGCGCGAAUCCAGAGAGCGCAGUCGACUGUCCCCGCGCGCUCCCAGGGGCCAGGACGGUUUCCGCGCCGAGGGUCCACUGCGCGGGAAGGGAUCGCCGCGUGGAAGUCAACUGGCGGCUGCUGGCUCCGAGGAACUCACUCUGGGGCGCGAAAAAGAGAGAGCGUCUGGCAAACGGACUGCGAAGGGGAGCGCUGCGUCACCGGAGCGGCGAGGCCGCGAAGUGGAUCGGGGACGGACCCAAGGUGGGCGUGAAGACUCGCGAGCUGGCCGCGGAGACCGAGCCGGCUCGCCCUCGGCGCGAAUCGUCAUUCUCGCAGAGACAGGCUCCACAGCUGAAGAUGUUACGAACCGAGAGGGCGCACAUCCGACGAGGAAGCGAGGCCGGAGCCCGUCCGGGCCUCUCGAAGAACCGAACGGCGCAGAGAGGCCGCGGCCGGCUGCUGCCGGAAGGACUCGAGGGAGGUCACCCAGGGCAAGCCAAUCGCUGUCACGAGACCCGUCUUUGGAGCCGAAGCGGACGCGUCGGGACGCAGACUCGCCGCCGCGGCGCGAACAAGACAGGCGACUGAGCGUGAGCGUCUCGAGGGAGCGGCGCAGGGCCCGCGAGUCCGCGCGAAGUCCCCGUCGAGAGCGAGAGACCCGCGGUUACGGAGCUCUGGAGCGCGAGAUGUCUCCACGGAGAACGUGGCGGAGCCCCAGUCGCGGGCGAUCGUUCUCUGGGGCGUCUACGGGGCCGCAGAAGCGACGGGCCUUCAGUCCGCGCCGGGAGGUGUCGAGGUCCCCGCGAGGCCCGCGAAGAUACGCCGAUUCCCCAGGUCACCGGCGCGAGAGGAGCCCAAUCAUGAGACCACUAAAGCGCGGCGCGGCUCCUAGGGGCCCGCGCAGUGUCUCCGUGUCUCCGGGACCCGUCCGGGGCCGCGUGGCGCGUCGAAGAAGUCCGAGAGGCUACCGCGACUCGCGGACCUUCGACCGGAGCAGCUCCGACUCACGCCGGUGCAGCCGCAGCUGGAGCCUGAGUCGGAGCAGAGACCGAAGACCCGUUCGACGGAGAUCGUUCUCCUCCUCACUGUCUCCCGGCGGUCGCUCGCCGUACUCGAGCCGGUCAGUGUCGCCUGAGCCACGGCGCAAGGCCCCGUCCACGGGGCGCAGAUUCCGGAGCCGCUCGCCGUUUGAGGACUUCAGCCGCGGGCCGCGCGGCGCGCCUCCAGAGACAGGUGUCUCCUCCCGGGGCCUGCACGAGCCGGUGGGCUCCAGAAGCCGGCGCGGCAGGCAGUUCGAGGUCCGAGGGCCCUCGUCAGGCGGCGGGGCCGCGCCGGUGGUUCUGCGGACGCGGCGUCAACGCGAAGAGUCGCAGGAGCCUUUGCGAGCCUCGCGUCGCGCGCCGUCUCCGGUGCCCGUGGUGCUCGCGCCUCCGACUGGCCCAGCUCCGCAGAUCGCCAUUCUCCGCCCGCGAGGGGUCCCGGAAGGCCCAGCGGAGCGCCGGGGAUCGCUCGCGGGCCACAGAGAGUCCGAGAGAGAGGAGACGCGACACUUCGAGGAGCGACGCCGCGAAGAAAGGAGACACUUCGAGGGCCAGCGCUUCGGAGACAGUUUCGGGCGCGGGCCGGCGCCGGGCCCAGACGACUCGCCGCCACGCGCAUGUGGGGACUACCUGCUGGGCAGGCGUUGCCCCGCAGGCGGUGCGGCGACCUGUCCGCUCUUGCAUCCAGCGCAGCGCGACUUGUUCAAGUUCGACCAACACUCGCUGUGUCUGAAGCCAGCCUACAUGCGCGAGGCGGUCGCGCUGGGCUGGGUGCCCCGCGCCGCGCGCCCCUUGGACGCAGGCGCCCGGAGACCUGUGGAUCCCAAAGGCGCGCGCACAGCUGAGGACCGACGCGGCCGCAGAGCCGCAGAGAGCGCCCGCGGAGACCGAGCGCCGGCGCAGGCCGAGGAGCGGCGGCGGUCAGCGCGAGAGGACAACGCGAGCGACGAGAGAAAGGAAGAGCGAGAGGAACGGAGAGAACCAAUUCAGAGAUCUGCUUCUCAACAACGCGCGCUGGACGGAUACUUCAAAUCGCAGACCCAAGAAUUCCUCAAUGCAGAGUCCUACAUGGAAGGGUGGUGCAAGAAGGAACUCAUCGAGUAUUUUUACGACGAAUAUCUCAGUCAAAACAUGUCCAAGGAGGACGCCCUUGCUUCCGCUACAGCCUACGUCGAGCGGCCCGAGGAGUAUGGCUUGCGGAGGACCACGGCGGAGUGAGGCCAGGACUCUUCAGGAUGCAGAGGCGUCCAGACUGUCUUCUUCCCAGCUCUUCCAGCUUCUUCUUCCUCGCCGCCGACUUCCUCUGUUCCGUGAAGGGUCUCCGUGGGGGAGCGCGAGGAAGACGGCGGCUCUGCUGCGCGUCGGGCGUGGAGACACCGCAGAGCGCGGCAGAGACACGAACAGAGGAAGAGGAGGAGGAAAGGAAACACUGCGGACCCCGUGACAGACUGACGGUUUCUUCGACUGCUUUCCUGGUCGAGGACUGACUCAGAAGAAGGAAACGUGGAGAGGAUGCAGGCUGCGUAAAGAGAUAAAGAACGCUUUCGGCUGAGAGCGACGCCUGACGAAGCGCGCAUACAGGUGGAAACCUGCGCAGCUGUUUGUGUCUCUUUCCUUUCCUGUGCGCACAAACUGAUCUCAGUUUCCGGCCACUCUCGCCCAAAUUCGUCUGAAAUGGCUCGAGGCGAGAAACGUCUCUUCAGGUCCAAUUGUUGGCUUGACCUCUGCGAAUCUAGAGAGAGCACCUACAAUGGGCUGUACGUACACUGGUCGUAUGUACACGUAGAGGGCUUCAAGGUUUUUGUGACGUUGAAAGGACUUUUCUGCGACGUUUACGAUUUGUCCAAGACUGGCGAGAACCAGUCCUUUCAGAGACGCGAAGACUCCAAAAGUUUCCUGUCUCGUGUACAUACACCUCGUUUUUCCUAAGGAGGUAGCCGGGGUGUCGGCUGUUCGUGCCGAAUCGCCAGUUUCUCGCACACACUCGACCUCUCCCGUUCCUCGUUUCCCUCACUGUUUCUCUUUUUCCACCUCUCAGGCGCGUCUGUGGGCGAAAAUGAGAGAUGGACUCUCCGUCUC
Messenger RNA from Toxoplasma gondii ME49, 5649 nucleotides. RefSeq lists its product as hypothetical. Bases 607 to 4788 code for a protein of 1393 amino acids. Gene Ontology annotation, molecular function: metal ion binding. NCBI's taxonomy places the organism in Eukaryota, Apicomplexa, Conoidasida, Eucoccidiorida, Sarcocystidae. The transcript is spliced from 3 exons. The record is from RefSeq and is a predicted model, not a curated record.